AGUUCUGAGUGACGCACAAUUGCCAAACUUUGUGAAUCCUUUGGACUACGCCCAUCUCUACACCGUUAUCACACAUCAUCACGGACCACCAGCAGCCAUGGGCAAUGACGGCGGAUCCAUCCCCAAGCGCCGCGAGCUUGUGCAGAACGCAGCGCGCGCACCGACGAUUUCGGAACUCAAGGCGACGGCCCUCGAAUCUCUCGCCCAUGCGUGGGCGCACUGCGCCCUCAGCGACGCGCCCAUCGACCUGGAAUCGGUCGUUUCGGACUGGCGAGGCAGACUCUACAACUACGAAGCCAUUCUGCAGGGCUUGAUGCCUUCGGACGACCCCAACGAGGUGACACCAGCAGCCGUGGGCAUCCGCUCGCUUCGCGAUGUGGCGAAGCUCAAGUUCUCCAAGAAGGGCGACAAGUGGGCUUGCCCGAUAUCCAUGAAGGAGAUGGGACCGACAACAAAAUCCGUCUAUCUGGUGCCGUGCGGCCAUGUGUUUGCAGAGGUUGCCAUUACGGAGAUCAAAGAAGAGGCCUGCCCGGAGUGUGGCGAAGCCUUUACCCAAGAGAACGUUAUUGCCAUUCUCCCAACUGCUGAGAAAGACUUGGACAGGUUACAGAAGCGGAUCGAAGAUUUACAGGCAAACGGCCUUACACACACGCUGAAGAAGGGCAAGUCUGAAAAGAAGAAGAAGCGCAAGGCCGGAGAAGCAGAAGAGGAGGCAAACGGUGAAAACAAGGACGACAAGUCCAAGAAGAGCGAUGCUAGCCGGGCAAAGAAGGAAACAGACUCGAGAAUCAAGGGCAUCAACAACUCAAUGGCGGCAACGUUGACGGCCCGCGUCCUGGCCGAACAAGACGAGAGGAACAAACGCCGGAAGCUGGCCCAGGUGGCUUCAUGAUGCACGCUCUCCUCCAAGUAAAUGCUCGACCAUGAUUUGCCGCCCGCUAGACGAUGGCUUGGUCUCGUGUGUAACCCGUAGAGAUUGACGCACUGCUCGUUGUCGUACUAUUACCCUGUAGCUAUUAAUCAAGAUACCCCUUUUCCAACUAC
Molecule: messenger RNA, 1044 nt
Organism: Trichoderma atroviride IMI 206040
Lineage: Eukaryota; Fungi; Ascomycota; Sordariomycetes; Hypocreales; Hypocreaceae
Biological process (GO): mitotic DNA replication termination; site-specific DNA replication termination at RTS1 barrier
Cellular component (GO): nucleus
Source: RefSeq, a predicted model, not a curated record